Pectinophora gossypiella (pink bollworm) is the source of this 5853-nucleotide messenger RNA. RefSeq names its product lethal(2) giant larvae protein (gene l(2)gl). Gene Ontology annotation, biological process: regulation of establishment or maintenance of cell polarity; establishment of spindle orientation; regulation of Notch signaling pathway. The coding region runs from base 261 to 3584 and encodes 1107 amino acids. The record is from RefSeq and is a predicted model, not a curated record. Gene Ontology annotation, cellular component: plasma membrane; cortical actin cytoskeleton; cytoplasm. The transcript is spliced from 25 exons. NCBI's taxonomy places the organism in Eukaryota, Metazoa, Arthropoda, Insecta, Lepidoptera, Gelechiidae. Gene Ontology annotation, molecular function: GTPase activator activity; syntaxin binding; myosin II binding.
GCGUUGUCUUGGAGCGGUACAGUAUUUUGCCCGAAAAGCCGAAAUAAAUUGCAUGUUUUGCGGGUUUGGCGGCUAUCUAGCGUGUUAUCUGCGAGCCGGUUAUCUUGUGAUUUCAAGAAAAACUUGUGUUAUUAUCUGUGUGCGGCUAGGCGACAGUGUCGGCGGAGCGGCAGGCCCCGGGCAGGUAGUCUUAGUCAGUCGGCGAUUCGGUGCCGGGAAGUGUGCUUGUGCUCGCGCGUUCCAAUAAGCAUGAAAUCAUAAUGGCUGGCAGGAUGCUAAAGUUCAUACGAGGGAAGGGCCAGCAGCCCUCUGCCGAGCGGCAGAAACUGCAAAAUGAACUGUUUGCCUUCCGCAAGACAGUACAACAUGGGUUCCCCCACAGAGCGUCGGCCCUCGCAUGGGACCCUCUAUUACGACUGACAGCCCUGGGCACCGCUACUGGCGCCCUCAAGGUCUACGGCAGACCCGGCGUCGAGCUAUACGGACAACACACCAACCCAGACUCCGCCGUCACACAGAUACAUUUCAUACUAGGCACGGGCCGUUUAAUAUCACUGUGCGACGACAACAGCCUCCACUUGUGGGAAAUCAAUGAGAAAUCGCUAGUGGAACUGAAAUCACACAUCUUUGAGGGCAAGAACAAAAAGGUGUCGUCACUAUGUGUGGAGGCGACAGGGAAGCAUCUCCUACUGGGCACGGAAGGAGGAAACAUUUAUUCUUUAGACCUCAGCAGCUUCGUCAUCACAGAAGACGUCAUCUAUCAAGAUGUUGUUAUGCAAAAUUGUCCAGAAGACUUCAAAGUGAACCCCGGUGCGGUGGAGGCGCUAUGCGAGCACCCAAAGGUGCCGACGCGGCUCCUGAUCGGCUACAACCGCGGGCUGGUGGUGCUGUGGGACCGCGCCACCGCUGCACCCACGCACACCUUCGUCUCCAACCAGCAGCUUGAAAGUCUCUGCUGGAAUGAUGAGGGCGAACACUUCACAUCAUCGCACAACGACGGUUCGUACGUGACGUGGGAGGUGGCGGGCGCUGCGAGUGACCGGCCGCUCAAGGAGCCCGUGACGCCGUACGGGCCCUACCCGUGCAAGGCUAUAAGCAAGAUCCUCAACCGCACAGACGUCUCUGGAGAGGAGAUCACUAUAUUUGCCGGUGGCAUGCCUCGAGCGUCAUAUUCUGAUAAAUACACCGUGACAGUACAACAAGGCGACAAGAAACAUGUCGCCUUCGACUUCACUAGUCGGGUGAUCGACAUGUUCACAACGACGCCGGUGCCGGCGGACGGCGCGCCGCUGCAGGAGGGCCGGCCAGAGACGCCUGCGCAGCUACUGCUGCAAACCGUCAACCAAGUCGCCGCCGCCUUAGUGGUGCUAGCAGAAGAAGAGCUGGUGGUAAUAGACCUGACGGACCCGAAGUGGCGGCCGCUGCGACUGCCGUACCUGGUGUCAGUGCACGCGUCCGCCGUCACCACGGCCACGUUAGUGGACAAUGUCGCGGACAACGUGUACGACAACAUCCUCGCCGCUGGCCAGCAACAAACAGAGAACGUGUACUCGGAGGGCGCGUGGCCCAUCUCGGGCGGCGUGGUGGAGGGCGCCGCGGCCAGCGCGCGGCAGGUGCUGCUGACGGGGCACGAGGACGGCUCCGUGAGGUUCUGGGACGUGUCCGGAGUCGCCAUGACGCCGCUCUAUAAGUACACCACUGCACAGCUGUUCAGCGGUGAGGAAAUAGGCGAGAACAACGACAGUCAGAACGACGAAGAGGAGUGGCCGCCGUUCAGAAGAGUCGGCACUUUCGACCCUUACAGUGACGACCCAAGACUCGCUGUCAAACGAGUGAUCCUGUGCCCCCUGUCCGGCAAGUUAACUAUUGGAGGUGCCGCCGGACAUAUCGUCAUCGCCAGUCUAAAGACAUCCGCCAACACUGGGGAAGUCAAGACGGUGUCAGUGAACAUAGUAUCAGACCGGGACGGCUUCGUGUGGAAAGGUCACGAUCAGCUCACUCUCCGCGCUGGUACACACAACUUCCCACAAGGAUACCAGGUGACGUCGGUGGUGCAGAUGUCGCCGCCGGCGGCUGUGACGUCGCUGGCGGCGCAGUGGGAGUGGGGGCUGGUGUGCGCCGGCACCGCGCACGGGCUGGCGCUGCUGGACGCCGUCACGGCGCGCCCGCUGCUGCACAAGUGCACGCUCAACCCGCACGAUCACUCCGGUGCUGGAGACACGCCAAUUUCAAGAAGAAAAUCGUUCAAGAAGUCCCUCCGCGAGUCGUUCCGCCGCCUAAGGAAAGGCAGGUCACAACGGCGGCAGACCACCGCCGCCACUCCCACGUCACCUACGCAGCCUGCCAAGAAGCCAGCAGAUAAACCGGCGGCAGAAACAGACGAGGCUGUGAAGCCGGUCGAACGCGCGGUGGAGGCUCGCUCCACAGACGACGCCUUCGGAUCCAUGGUGCGCUGCCUCUACUUCGCCCGGACCUUCCUUAUCAACACACAAACAUCAACACCAACGCUGUGGGCGGGCACGAACAACGGCACGGUGUACGCGUUCACGAUCAACGUGCCGGGCACGAACAAGCGGAAAGACGAGCCCGUCACGUGCCAGCUCGCCAAGGAGAUACAGCUGAAGCACCGCGCGCCCGUCAUCGGGAUCACCAUCCUGGACGGCGCCUCCGUGCCGCUGCCUGACCCGCUAGAGGUGGAGCGCGGCGUGUCCCCGCUGCCAGAGCCGGGCACGCACCGCGUGGUGAUCACGUCCGAGGAACAGUUCAAGGUGUUCACGCUGCCCUCGCUCAAGCCGCACAACAAGUACAAGCUCACCGCGCACGAGGGCGCCAGGGUGCGAAGAACAGCGUGGUCGUGGUUCGAGUGCGGGGCCGAAGGUGCGAGCCGGCACCGCGAGUGGUGCUUGCUGUGCCUCACCAACCUGGGCGACUGCCUCGUGCUCAGCGCCGAGCUGCGCCGGCAGCUCAACGCCGCCGCCGUCAGGAAAGAGGACAUCAAUGGUAUUUCGAGCCUGUGCUUCUCAAAACAAGGUGAAGCUCUCUACCUGCACUCGUCGUCAGAAUUACAGAGAAUUACGCUCUCCGCUACCAAGGUGACGAUCGCGCAAUGCCACAUUAUCCUAUCCCCGUGGGCGGUGGCGCUGCGAGGAACCCCCGAGGAGGCGCCCCUCACCAAUGGAGAUGCUAAGGAGGAGGUGUCAGCGGAGGCGGCGCACGACGUGACGGCGGCGUCGGGCGACAUCACGGUGGACUCCGUGCGCGACCACACCGCGCCCGCCGACCAGACGCCCGACCUCAAUAUCAAUUUACAGAACUCGCAAGUGAACACCAGCUCGAUGGUGGUGAAGACGACGACGCGCACCACCAUAAACGAGAACGACGGCACUACCACCACCACUACCACCACCAACUCUACCACCGCCGAGAACAUCUUAGAGCACAGUCGCGAGGAAGGAGUCAUCACCCGCAUCGAGACGGGCACCGUGACCGUGCCGGCGGGGACCGACCCCAAGCUGAUCCUGGAGAUGUUUGACCGGCAGCGCACGCCGCUCAGCGUGCCAGUACCCAACUCCGACACUCACUGAUCAGCACCUUGCUCCACGACCACGCCGAUAACACUAUCACCGACCUACAAUUUCUAGUACCCGUAUUCGGAGAUACCGGCACCAAACUCGCCAUCAAACUUAAAGGAAGCGGCCGCCUGUGCAUCCACACCUUGAACGGUUUCAAAUUUUUCAACAUUGAUGGCCUCGCUCCUAAAUUUAACGAUACCUGCAUCUUCGGCCCCGGUGAGAGAACCAAUAUCAACAUUACCGGUCCCGGUAUUACCAGCAACGAGGAAUAUAAUAGCAUUCACGUUGUCUACGUGACGCCUGAGGGUGUCGCCAAUAUCAGUACAUACGUCUAAGCGCUGGUAUACAUCGCGAUCAUAUCUGCCGGUAAGGCUACCGAAAUUAAAUUAAAUUACAAUGCUUUAAGAAAGCAUUACGUCGCGUGACUGGAUAGAUAAGAUAAAUUUUAUGCGGUCAGUUGUAAUAUUUUUACUAGAAUAUAGUUUCGGUUUAUUUACUGCACAAUUUUGUGCAUUCAUUCGGUACCGAAAUAAAAUAUUUCUUUUGUCUAUCCAGUCUUAUAUUUAUAGAACAUCGACCGGAAUGACUGAUCCACCGAACAAUUUAAAAGUUCCGAUCCAACAUUAGAUAGAACCAUACAGAACGUAUUAAGUCUUGACAAUCUGUACUUUAAUAAGUAUAAUAUUUAAAAAUUAUUUUACUUUAUCGUUGUAUGUAAAAGUAUUUUUAUUUUUAAUUAUCAUUUUGAAUGAGGGCUUACAAUUGUUGUUUUCACCAGAUUUCGCUAUUUACUCAUGAAAUCAUGUUGCAAAACGGUCGUAUUGGUGUUGAUAAAGCAAUUAGUAUUUAGAUAGAUUGAAAUAGUAUUCAAGAAUACAUUGACAAUAUAACCACGCAUGACAUAACAAAGGUGUUUUAGACUCACGCUUAGAUGCCGCAAUCUGGUGAGCGACAGACCAUCAGCCCUCACCGACAGCUAGAACGUACUGCCAUGCUAUUUGGAUUUGGAAACAUUGUUGUAUUAUCUUCCUUAUUCUAUCCCAAACUUAGGCCGGGUUUCCACUGACGCGGAGAUAGGCGGAGAUGUGCGGAUUUGACCAAUCACAGCGUUUGAGAGAGCGAAAAGCGAAGACGCUCAGUCACUCUCUCCCUCACGGUGAUUUGUCGAUUCCUGCACAUCUCCGCUCAGUUCCGCGUCAAUGGAAACGCAACCUUCACUAAAUAUCGUUCGUUUGUAUAUUUUCAAAUUUCUAAUCUUUUCUUUAUAAGAAACAAUGCAUUUUAAUCAAUAGCUUAACGACUGUCAGUUAGUAGCUUGUUCUUGUAGCAAACUGGAUGUAAUUUUCCUUGAAUAUGUAAUAUGCGUACUUAACAUAGUAUCGACGAGCUUACAUUCGACCGACGAAUAAUUUAUUUGAGUACAAAUACUGGAAGCCAUAGCAACAUACGUUGUACAGCAAUACUGAAAUAUGAUUGUGGAUUGUUUUAACAUAUUUAUAAUUAAGUGAACAAUGUGAAAUUAAUGUACCAAUUUAGCCUGUUAAGUUUAACUCCUUCGAACAUUCUGUGUGAAUGAUGUGCCUAUUUAUUUCUUUUUUUAUUACGAAGAGGAUUGUAUUUAGGUGGGUAAUAUAGAACAUAUGACAAGUAAUGAUUAGAGAAUAAUUUUAUUAUAAAUAGAGUAAGUUUCCACGGCAAGUUCACACUAGCGACCGUUUAUUGCCAAUUUUAAUAAUAAUAAAAUAUUGUUGUAAAGGUCCUCUAAUACUGCAUUUUUUGUGGAUUGAAUUGUAUAUUCAGUAAAUAUUAAUAUUAUUAAAUUAUAAUAAUGAAAGAAUGGAAAUUAAAAGUUUUAUGCAAUAUUUUUUUAGCUUUUUUGUAGAGAUUUUUUAAUUUUAUAUUUACUGUUUUGCGAUUUUAUUUGUACCUAAUUCGCUUUAGUUUCUGUUAAUUUGUUUGCUUUUAAGAUGGCAGCUGUCAAAGCAAAGAUGCGCACCUCGAUAACAUCACAACUUGUGAUAAUACGGGAUUGAUUUGUUUUAGAAAUUACAUUUUAUUCAUAGAUAUAAGUUGAAUGUGCCUGCUUGUUUCUUUGGACUUGAUAUCUUUACAAGUCCAUACGUAUUAUUGUUAUACUGUAGCGACGCCCGAGUUAACUUCACUAUUACCUAUUGUACAAUUUUCUCUAUCUAUUAUAGCAUUUUUAAAUAUUUGAUACGAAAUUUGCGAUUUGUAUCCAAUAUUCUUACACGAGAAUAAAAGCUAAGAUUAUUAUACAAAA